Messenger RNA from Oncorhynchus nerka (sockeye salmon), 8427 nucleotides. Its product is annotated as host cell factor 1-like. The transcript has 27 exons. Gene Ontology annotation, biological process: chromatin remodeling; regulation of DNA-templated transcription. Lineage: Eukaryota; Metazoa; Chordata; Actinopteri; Salmoniformes; Salmonidae. Gene Ontology annotation, cellular component: histone methyltransferase complex. Bases 925 to 6417 code for a protein of 1830 amino acids. The record is from RefSeq and is a predicted model, not a curated record. Gene Ontology annotation, molecular function: transcription coactivator activity; protein binding.
UUGAGGGAGCUUAAAUGUAGGCCGAUUUCAGACACGGCAUGAUAAAUGACAACACGUUGUAUGAUAUUGAAUAUAAUUCGGCUUAUUUGAAUAAGAUAUAUGUUGAAUUGAAUUACGCUGGCUAUAUAAUACAUGUAUAUUUAUCUAACUGAAUUGCAUGUAAUCGGUGCAUGACGCUGUACUAGUACCGUUUCCUCGCAAGCUAACAUUGUUAGCCAGCUGGCUACGUUAACCUAGCUAGUUAGCCAUUAAUCUAUUGUGGACGCGCGGUUUUGUUUUGUAAUUGAUGUGUUGCGAAAAUUCCCCAUUUCAAGUGAUGGUGUGCAUCUGACUUGUAUUCGAUUCCUAUUUAAAGGUGUAUAUAAUGUUAAUGUGAAGCAGAAGCGGCGACAGAUUGAAUGAAUGUGACAAUAUGGCGACUCCCAGAGAAGCAUGAAAAUAGCAAUCCACAGUAAACAGGGGUCUAAUUACAAAUGCUUUACGAGUAUUUAAUUGUGGUAGACUUCAUCCACAGAUUUUCCAAUAUGACUUUAGUGGGACAUGGCUGGUGUACGUUCUUGAUGAAGCAGUAGCUAAAUUAAGGUUUAAUCUAACACCGGUAUUAUUUGUCUUUUUCAUUUGUAUUCUCUUCCGCCAUUUUUCAGACUGGCGGAGGUUUGUUUGGUUGUUACAAGAUGGCGGCUCCCAUGGAGUGGCACUCUGAUUACUUCAGAGUUUUAACUGCAAAAUGCUACGGCAAAAAAACAUGACAUUUAGAAGGAAAUACAAUACACCUUUGUUAUAGGUUAGGUUCUGGUGUCGAAUACAUAUUUAUAAUUAUAUUUAGUUAGUAUUGUGGUAAUAAUAGCCGGCUUUUCCUUUUUGUGAAGCGUUAGUAAAAAUGGCUGCUUCCCUGGAGUUUACAAUUACAAUAUUAUUUUUCACAUGCAUCGGUUUUGGUCCCAGCAAUCGAUUGCACGUGCAGUCUUCACUUUGCAAAAUGUGUUUUGGCUUCACUUCGGAAGUAUCAACAAUAGACCUGAUCAGAACUUGUCAAUAUUGUUUUGGAAUGCUCUUUUAGCUCUGUUUUUUUCCCCAUCUGAAGAGGACAUGACAUUUCCUGGUUCAAUGGUGUCUGGGACCACAGGCUCAACUCUGCAGCCACGAUGGAAGCGGGUUCUAGGAUGGUCUGGGCCUGUGCCCCGGCCAAGACAUGGUCACAGAGCCGUUUCUAUAAAGGAAUUGAUGGUGGUUUUUGGAGGAGGAAAUGAAGGAAUUGUGGAUGAAUUGCAUGUCUACAACACAGCAACAAACCAAUGGUUUAUCCCUGCGGUUCGUGGUGAUAUUCCCCCUGGAUGUGCUGCAUACGGUUUUGUUUGUGAUGGCACCCGGCUUCUGGUUUUUGGUGGAAUGGUGGAAUAUGGAAAAUACAGCAACGAUCUCUAUGAGCUACAGGCCAGCAGAUGGGAAUGGAAAAAGUUGAAAGCUAAGUCUCCCAAAAAUGGCCCACCUCCCUGUGCUCGACUUGGUCACAGUUUCUCUCUGGUGGGCAACAAGUGCUUCCUGUUUGGAGGGCUGGCUAAUGACAGCGAGGACCCCAAAAACAACAUCCCUAGAUACCUGAAUGAUCUGUACACCCUGGAGCUUCGUGCUGGCUCCAGUGUUGUAGGCUGGGAUAUACCAAUUACUUAUGGCGUUUUGCCGCCACCUCGCGAGAGCCACACUGCUGUAGUGUACACAGAAAAGGAGAGCAAGAAAUCUCACCUUAUCAUCUAUGGAGGGAUGAGUGGCUGUCGUCUGGGAGAUCUAUGGACUCUUGACAUUGACACCCUGACCUGGACCAAGCCAUCGGUGAAUGGCACAUCGCCUCUGCCCAGGAGUCUCCACUCUGCCAUCACCAUCACAAACAAGAUGUUUGUUUUUGGGGGAUGGGUCCCCCUAGUUAUGGAUGACGUGAAGGUGGCAACACAUGAGAAAGAAUGGAAGUGCACAAACACUCUGGCCUGCCUAAAUCUUGACUCCAUGGCUUGGGAAUCAGUGUUGAUGGAUACCUUGGAGGAUAAUAUCCCCAGGGCCCGGGCAGGACAUUGUUCUGUGUCCAUCAACUCUAGGUUGUAUGUCUGGAGUGGCCGUGACGGUUACCGUAAAGCAUGGAACAACCAAGUCUGCUGUAAAGACCUCUGGUACCUUGAGACAGAGAGGCCACACGCUCCCUCGAGAGUGCAGCUUGUCCGUGCCAACACCAACUCCCUGGAGGUGAGCUGGGGCGCUGUGUCCACUGCAGACACCUACCUGCUGCAGCUGCAGAAGUACGACAUCCCAGCUGCCGCUGCUGCCACCUCCCCGGCCCUCACCGCCACCUCUUCUCUACCAGGGAACUUGCCCAAAAGCCCAGCGGCUCCCUCUGCUCAGAACCUACCACACACAGCCAUCUUGAAGGUUGCAGCCCCUCAGUCUGGCACAGGUACCUCCCUUGUCACUGUGCGAGCCAACCAGGCUGUGAAAUCCCCUGUCACUGUGACAUCACUUCCUCCAGGGGUUCGGAUGAUGGUUCCUGCCCAGACUGCCCAAGGAACGCCAAUCGGCAAUAGCCCUCAGAUGAGUGGCAUGGCAGCUUUGGCUGCAGCUGCAGCAGCAACACAAAAGAUCCCGCCCUCUUCAGGCACUGGGCUCAACCUUCCAGCAGGUGCCACCCUUGUCAAAACGAUGGCUGUCUCCCCUGGCUCCACCACAGUCAAAAUGUCAUCUCCUCUCAUGGUCAGUAACCCAGCCACUCGCAUGCUGAAGACUGCUGCAGCUCAGGUGGGCACAGCGACUGUAUCAUCGCCCAACCGACCCAUCAUCACUGUGCACAAGUCAGGCACGGUCACCGUAGCCCAGCAACACCAGGUGGUUACCACCAUGGUGGGAGGAGUCACCAAGACAAUCACCCUGGUCAAGAGCCCCCUUACUAUGGGAGGCAGCGGCACUCUGCAGAUCUCCAGCCUUGGCAAGAUGAUAUCUGUGGUACAAACCAAGCCAGUGCAGACAUCAGCUGUUACAGGCCAGGCUUCCACUAACCCUCUAUCACAGCUCAUACAGACUAAGGGUUCUCUCCCUGCUGGCACCAUACUGAAGCUGGUGACUUCAGCAGAUGGCAAGCCCACCACCAUCAUCACCACGUCCCAGGCAGGGGGCACAGGGAACAAACCCACCAUCCUGAACAUCAGCAGCAUGUCGCCCACCACAACCAAACAGGGCACCACCAUCAUCAAGACCAUCCCUAUGUCUGCUAUUAUGAACCAGCCUGGAGCCACAGUGACCAGCAGCACAGGGAAGAUGCCCUAUACCAUUCUCACCACCAAGAUGAUGACCACUGGCACUCCAGGCAAAAUCAUCACUACCAUGCCUAAGCUUGGCACUGUAACUGGCCAACAGGGGCUGACACAGGUGGUUUUGAAGGGCGCUCCGGGCCAACCUGGCACCAUUCUGCGCACUGUACCCAUGGGUGGAGUCCGACUCGUCACCCCGGUUACGAUGACUUCUGUCAAGCCCAAUGUAACUACACUGGUCGUCAAGGGAACAACUGGUGUCACCACCCUGGGGACAGUCACAGGCACAGUCUCCUCCAGCCUGGCAGGGGGCAGUUUAGCCAGUGCCAAUGCCUCUCUGGCAACUCCCAUCACCACCCUGGGCACCAUUGCCACCCUGCCCAGCCAAGUCAUCAACCCUACGGCCAUCACUGUGUCAGCGGCCCAGGCCUGUCUGACCACAGUCACUACCCUGUCCACCUCCACCAUGUCGGUGAACCAGCCAACCCAGGUGACUCUCAUCACCACCCCCAGCGGGGUUGAGGCCCAGCCAGUGCAGGACCUGCCUGUGUCCUUCCUGGCCUCACCCACCUCUGAGCAUCCCUCCACUGAGGCCGGGGAUGCCCCUGGUACUGUCACUAUGGUCUGCUCCAACCCACCCUGUGAGACCCACGAGACAGGAACCACCAACACAGCCACCACUGCGUCUGCUAACAUGUCAGUCUGCUCCAACCCUCCCUGUGAGACCCACGAGACUGGAACCACCAACACAGCCACCACUGCGUCUGCUAACAUGUCAGUCUGCUCCAACCCUCCCUGUGAGACCCACGAGACUGGAACCACCAACACAGCCACCACUGCGUCUGCUAACAUGUCAGUCUGCUCCAACCCUCCCUGUGAGACCCACGAGACUGGAACCACCAACACAGCCACCACUGCGUCUGCUAACAUGUCAGUCUGCUCCAACCCUCCCUGUGAGACCCACGAGACUGGAACCACCAACACAGCCACCACUGCGUCUGCUAACAUGUCAGUCUGCUCCAACCCUCCCUGUGAGACCCACGAGACUGGAACCACCAACACAGCCACCACUGCGUCUGCUAACAUGUCAGUCUGCUCCAACCCUCCCUGUGAGAUCCACGAGACUGGAACCACCAACACCGCAACAACCUCUUCCACCAACAUGGGAGGGGCCAUGAGGGCAACCACCUCUGCUUACCCCGGAACCGCCACAGGCAACCAGGGACCAGAGAACCUGCGCACCGGAACCACCGUCGCCCCCGCCACAGCACGCUCUAACAUGUGCUCAGCCCAGACCGGCACUGUGCAGAGUCCCAAGCAGCCAGCCGUGGGCCUUACAGUUUGCUCUAACCCACCCUGCGAGACACAUGAAACGGGCACAACCAACACUGCCACUCAGUCCUCGUCCGGCAUGGGUAACGGGAAGACCAACACUGUGCAGAAAGUGUGCUCAAAUCCACCCUGCGAGACCCACGAAACGGGGACCACCAUCACCCCAUCCCAGGCCAGUUCCAACAUGGCUGGGAACCAGACAGGAACAGUGACGGUGCAGGGGGUGUGUUCAGACCCCCCCUGUGAAACCCACGAGACUGGCACCACCAACACGGCAACUACUGCCACAGCAGAUGGAGCAGACGGUGGCACCAGCAGUACAGAGACUCCCUCCACUACUGCAUCAGGAACAACCCCAGCCACCAUCCAGAGCAGAGCGAUCACUACUGUGACCCAGUCCACACCAGCCCCAGGGCCCUCAGUACCUUCCAUUUCUUCGAUCACUGAGGGUGCAGCAGUUUCCACAGAAGAGCCCAUGCAGACUGAUGCGGCCACAGAGGGGGGAGACACCGCUAUGGAGACUGGGCUGCCCCCAGAGCUGAUGUCAGAGGGACAGAUAGGAACAGGUCUGUCUGCAGAGGUGCUGGCUGUGACUGCAGCAGCGGAGGCAGCAGCACAGGCUGCAGCCACUGAGGAGGCCCAGGCCCGGGCCAUCCAGGCAGUUCUCCAGGCAGCACAGCAGGCCACCAUGAACGAGGGUGAUUCUGGCUCGGACAGACAGCAGACCACCACAAUCCCCAUCGUUCUGACCCAGCAAGAGCUGGCAGCCCUGGUCCAGCAGCAGCAGCAGCUCCAGGAAGCUCAGGCCCAGGCUCAGGCCCAGCAGCAAGGACACGCCCAAGCCCUGCCCACUGAGGGCCUGGCCCCCGCAGACAGCCUGAAUGACCCCACGUCUGAGAGCAAUGGACACAAUGAGAUGGCUGCAGCCGCUUCCAGCGAUGUGGCAUCACUGCUGCCGCGCACCUCCACGGAGACCCUGGCCCCCUCAAGCACAUUUGCUGUUUCCAGUCCAGCCAACCUGCAACCUGCAGCUUCUCUAGCAGAGGUGGCCAAUGGCAUCGAGGGCGGGAAGCUAUACCCUCAACCAGCCCCUAUCAAGACACUUGUAAAAAAAGAGAACCAGUGGUUCGAUGUUGGAAUCGUUAAGGUGACAAACAUGGUGGUCACACACUUCUUCAUCCCAGGGGAUGAUUCUCAAGUAGAGGGUGACUCGGGCGUCAUUCCAGACUAUAACCAGAUGAAGAAAAUGGAGCUGCAGCCUGGCACAGCUUACAAGUUCCGUGUUGCUGGCAUCAAUGCUUGUGGUCGUGGUUCCUUCUCAGAGAUCUCUGCUUUCAAGACCUGUCUACCAGGCUUCCCCGGAGCACCUUGUGCCAUCAAAAUCAGCAAGAGCCCGGAUGGUGCCCACCUCACCUGGGAGCCUCCUUCGGUGACAUCAGGGAAGAUCAUUGAGUAUUCUGUGUACCUGGCCAUCCAAAGCACCCAGACAGCUGAGCCCAAGACCUCCACCCCAGGCCAGCUGGCCUUCAUGCGGGUGUACUGUGGGCCCAACCCCUCCUGCCUGGUGCAGUCCACCAGCCUUUCGAACGCCCACAUAGACUACACCACCAAGCCCGCCAUCAUCUUUCGUAUUGCCGCGCGCAACGAGAAGGGCUAUGGCCCUGCCACACAAGUCCGAUGGCUACAAGAGUCCAGCAAAGAUGGUGCCUCGGCAAAACCUGCCCCAAAAAGACCAGCAGUGUCCUCACCUGAUGUUAAGGCUGCUGGUCAAAAGAAAGCAAGAACGGACCAGUGAGAUGGCCCAGAUGGACCCCCCCCCUACUCGCUGUCCUUUUUGACCAGGAAGACUUCAUCCUCAUCCUGGCUUCACCCCAUCUGCGAGUUGACCCACAACCAGCCAGCAACAUAAGCAAAAUGGCAGCAGAAACCCUAGAUGAAAAUCAACAAGAGAGAGAGUUCUGUAGGCAAGACUGUUUUUUUUUCUUCUAGAGCAACACAAAUUAAAAAAGCACAUUGUAGCUUUUACUUCAUUAGUCUUUUUUGUUUAUUUUCUUUGCUUUCCCCCUAGCUACUUUUAUUAUACAUAUUUUUGGCUAGUUUCCGUAGUUGUAGAGAAACAUUUACAGCAUCACAAGCUGUGAGCCGGCCUGAGCUUAAUGUUACUUUUGUUUUUGAAUAUUUGGGGGUAGUAGAGAGAGAGACUACAUGAGAUGAUGUACAGUUUGAGCAUGUGCUGAACAGGAGGCAGUGUUGGUUUAGAUGGGAGGAAUAAUCAAAACGUAAAAACAAAGCACUUUUCCUCAAAAGGGACAUUUUUUUCCCCCUCAAGCAGAAAUGUUCUUCAAUUAAGAAACCAAUAUAUACAAACAUCAUACUGGGCUCGUCUCCUGGUAAUAUCAUCACUGUGCUUUUGCCCCGAGAUAAGGACUGAUGGCUCUGAAGUGGAGAACGGAUUUAAUGACAAAGGAAGACAUUUGUAGAGGAACAGAGACUUUGCUACGACUGAGACUUGCAGCAUACACACAACAAAUAUUGCAAAAUCUUCCCCAAAAAUUUGCAAGCAAUGAUGCAGAUCUUUGCGUAGUUUAUUUUUCUAUUUUUUUUUAAGCUUUUCCCUGUGUCUAUCACCAUGCAUUUUAAAACAUCAACUACUUUUAUUUUUUUAGUUCAUAAUUGUUCAUCCCCAUAGUUUAAGUGUUUGUGGGAAAGGGGUGGCAGUGCUGAGGUAGACACUAUAUUUUAAAAUAUUGGUUUUGAUCAGUUGUAUGUUCUUGUUGUGUUGGAGUGUAUGGAAAAAAUAAAGGCUUUUGUAUUUGUGCUGACUAGGACCGCAAAUGUAAUAGGACUGAAGGGAAUUUGAAACAGACCCGCGGAGAGGAGUACAUUUAGUUUACUACAUCUUCCAAUGCUUGUGUUGCUGUGUGUAUGCCAAACAUGGACAAUUUAAUGAAGAAAAAAAAUUUCAGUCCCACAUUCCUUCCUUCCCACCCCAAUACACCACCUUUCCAAUCAGUAAUCUGUAUACGCUCUGCUUUUGGGGUCAUUAAUUUGAGUACCCUACAUUUAUUUUAGACCAAGAAAGAAUAUAUUUGGAGACUUUUGUUCCUUAUACUGUUGAGGAAGAUGUAUGUGAAACCAACAAAUAAAACAUGUAUUACAUUUUUUUUAGGCUCUGUAUUUUACCAAUUACAGAAGGGAGAUGUGCAGGUUAUUUCUGAGAAGUUUACCUGUAUAUCUUUAAAUUGAGAUGUCUUGGUGGGAAGGAAGAUGAAUAGCCAGAGUUUAAACUCACUUGUAAAUUAGUUCUUCCAUAGCAAGAAUAAAAUAUAUUGGCCUUUUAUACAAUUACCUGUACCAAAAAGUUUUUACAUGUUGGUCAUCUCUCGAUUGCCUUUUGUGUCAUGACUUAUAUAUAUUAAAAAAACCUGGUGUGUGUGUAUAUAUAUGUCUCCCUGAUCAAUUGCUAUGACUUGCUUUGUUAAACCGAUUUGCUCAAAAUCACAUCAAGGUGCAUUACCAGUACCAAAAUAUUUGUAUUCAGGAUCAAUCAACCCAUGGAGUUUUAUAGCGAGGGAAGUCUUGGAGUGGUAAUGAUAGUUUUCAGAAUGGAAAUAUCCAGAUUGGGUAAUGAAGCCAAGGGUGAACUUGCUACCUCUCUUAGGAUUGUAGUACUUGCACCUUGAUUUCAAGUCUCCAGAUUUACUUCAAUAAUGAAAACCCUAUUUCAUAUACAUCCAUGAUUUUGAGCAAAACUUGACAUGCAUGCAACCAAAGAUAAAAAAUAAAAAACUUGUUUGUUCCUUUC